GUAGGUUUUUUUAUGACCAAAUGUGGAUUUUGAGAGCUAAGGUGUUUUGAAUUUGCUACCUCCCUUCAUGCUGGAAUCUGCAUGUUAGUUUAGUUAUUUUAUUUUUGUUGGAUUGAUUUUUGCUUUUGUUUGGAACAAAUAUAUUGGUUUAACUAUUUAUGUUAGAUUAAUAUUUUUUUAUAUUUGGAACAAGUUUGUUUAUUUAGCUAUUUAUGUUUGAACAAUUUAUAUUUGAUUUUAUAUUUAUAGAAUUUUAGUUAAUUAUAAUUGAAUUUUUAAAAUUUUAUUCAUUGUAAUUGACUAUUAAUUAAUAUAUAAAUUUUUUUUGAUAUUAAUUGGUAGGGAAUGAGCAUCCCUGUUCCCCACAGGGACAAGGGAGGAGAUGGGGGGCAAAAUCUGCCCUUCAUAAAAAAUCCUUGUGGGGACAGGAACGAAGAGGGACUCCUUAAUCCCACCAGGCCCUAUUGCCAUCCCUACCUUCAAGCUUUUUCCCAUCACCCACCAUCCACUUACUUGCCUAUGACUGUCACGCCCCAGAACCCAAUUUCGGGAACGUGGCAAACGCCGUGCACUCGUGAGAGGGUCCCACAAAUGCACAAGGCUCGGAACUUAUUCAAAUCACAAAAUCUCAAGAAUAAAAUCAACCUUACAAAAGGAUGAUAAAAUCUAAGACUUAUACCCCAAUUGAAUGGCUAGCCUUCUAAUUCGUCACUCCCCUCGGUUUCCCCGUCCUCGGUUUCGCUUCUUGAAAUGGUGGACAAGGAAAAACUAUGAGAUAACUCAGUAAGUAAAUAUGGAUAGCCCUUGAGUAAAACUUUUAGCAUGCCAGAUAAACCAUGUAAAAGUAACAGAACUUUCAAUGAUAAACCAUUCCUGCAUAAUAAAACUCAUCAGUAGUCUCAUCUAUAAGUCAUGGCCAGUGUUUAACACACUCCCACUGGCAGGCGUCAGG
This is a messenger RNA of Rubroshorea leprosula, 952 nucleotides long. NCBI's taxonomy places the organism in Eukaryota, Viridiplantae, Streptophyta, Magnoliopsida, Malvales, Dipterocarpaceae. The record is from the annotation of a GenBank genome assembly.